GUCAGAGGGGCUGAGCUCUUUGUUUGGGUUCCGUGGAAGGCAGAAUGGGCUGAACUGGAACUGACCUAAAUGUCCACCAAAGGAGUGGUCCGGCAUGCUCUGCCCACCGCACGCUGAGGUGCCCUGACCAUGAGCCUCAACUCCUCCCUCGGCCACAGGAAGGAGCUGAGCAACCUCACGGACCAGGAAGGUGGUGAAGGGGGCGCCGUCAUCACUGACUUCAUCACCAUCAUUAUAAUCACCAUUUUUGUCUGCCUGGGCAACCUGGUCAUCGUGGUCACCUUGUACAAGAAGUCUUACCUCCUCACCCUCAGCAACAAGUUCGUCUUCAGCCUCACGCUGUCCAACUUCCUGCUGUCCGUGCUGGUGCUGCCUUUCGUGGCGACCAGCUCCAUUCGGAGGGAAUGGAUCUUUGGCGUGGUCUGGUGCAACUUCUCGGCCCUUCUGUACCUGCUGAUCAGCUCGGCCAGCAUGCUCACACUUGGGGUCAUCGCUGUGGACCGCUACUAUGCUGUCCUGUACCCCAUGGUGUACCCCAUGAAGAUCACGGGGAACCGAGCUGUGAUGGCCCUUGUCUACAUCUGGCUCCAUUCCCUCAUCGGCUGCCUGCCCCCUCUGUUUGGUUGGUCGUCAGUGGAGUUUGACGAGUUCAAGUGGAUGUGUGUGGCGGCGUGGCACCGGGAGCCUGGCUACACGGCCUUCUGGCAGAUCUGGUGUGCCCUGUUCCCCUUUCUGGUCAUGCUGGUGUGCUAUGGCUUCAUCUUCCGUGUGGCCAGGGUCAAGGCGCGCAAGGUGCACUGCGGCGCGGUGGUCCUCGUGGAGGAGGACGCCCAGAGGGGUGGGAGGAAGAACUCCAGCACCUCUACCUCCUCCUCCGGCAGCAGGAAGAACGCCUUUCAGGGCGUGGUCUAUUCGGCCAACCAGUGCAAAGCCCUCAUCACCAUCCUGGUGGUCCUCGGGGCCUUCAUGGUCACCUGGGGCCCCUACAUGCUUGUCAUCACCUCCGAGGCCCUCUGGGGGAAGAACUAUGUCUCCCCGACCCUGGAGACCUGGGCCACGUGGCUGUCCUUUACCAGCGCCAUCUGCCACCCCCUGAUCUAUGGGCUCUGGAACAAGACGGUUCGCAAGGAGCUGCUGGGCCUGUGCUUUGGGGAUCGGUACCACCGGGAGCCGUUCGUGCCGCGCCAGAGGGCUUCCAGGCUCUUCAGCAUUUCCAACAGGAUCACAGACCUGGGCCUGUCCCCCCACCUCACUGCCCUCAUGGCAGGCGGACAGCCCCUGGGGAACAGCAGCAGCACGGGGGACACUGGCUUCAGCUGCUCCCAGGACUCAGGAACGGACGUGAUGCUGCUCGAGGACUACACAUCUGAUGACAACCCUCCCUCCCACUGUACUUGCCCCCCCCCCAAGAGAAGGAGCUCCGUGACCUUUGAGGAUCAAGUGGAGCAAAUCAAAGAUGCCGCCAGGAACCCUGUUCUUCACGUGAAAGCCGAAGUGCACGAGUCCUUGGACAGUUAUGCGGCCAGCUUGGCCAAAGUCAUAGAGGCCGAAGCCAAGAUCAAGCUGUUCGGGGAGGAGGCGUUGCCCGGGGUCCUGGCCGCAGCACGGACGGUCCCGGGGGCCGGCUUCGGGGGCCGCCGAGGCAGCAGGACUCUUGCGGGUCAGAGGCUGCAGCUGCAGAGCAUCGAGGAGGGAGACAUUUUAGCUGCAGAACCGCGAUGAGGGCGUCAGGGCGGACUGGCCCACAGAGGGGCGCCCCGGGGAGGGAUAUCUGGGGUGCAGCCACCCGGAAAAACGCUGACCACGGGGUCUUGUGAGAGCGCCCGCCGGCUCCAGGUGGGCCCUGGCGAUGGGACCAGAGACGUCGGAAGCUCCAGGGCAAGCAGACGGAGGUGUGGCCAUGACUUUUUGGGAGGGGGGCAUGGAAGGGAGACUAGGGACCGUGGCUUGGAAGGAAACGGCCGCGUGGGUUACUUCCUCUACUCCAGGACGUCCAGGGGCAGCCGGGCACUGUCCCAGAGGUCUCGGGAGGUAAGCCCUUCGCGGUGCUCCUGGAAGAACGGCACUUCUUCCUGCCAGAGCAGGACCGUCCCCUGCGCGUCCGCGUGGUGGGUGCAGGCCACCCUGAAUGCUCCCCGGAGGAGAACCUGGGAGCAGAGCUUCUCGCAGGGGCUUCCACGCCUCCAUCCUGGUGGGGACCUUGCAGUCAUCGGGGGCCGCCUGCUGGUGCUAGUGGGGGCGGCGCGGCCCCAGGGCUGCUGUCACUGGGGAUGGGGCCGCCCUGCCCCCCUCCCUAUUGACUGAUGCUUUGGUAUUUAAAAAGAAGGGAGCAACCACUAUACAAGACACGAGG
Molecule: messenger RNA, 2353 nt
Organism: Neomonachus schauinslandi (Hawaiian monk seal)
Lineage: Eukaryota; Metazoa; Chordata; Mammalia; Carnivora; Phocidae
Gene: GPR161
Product: G protein-coupled receptor 161
Exons: 6
Coding region: 130-1722 (530 amino acids)
Biological process (GO): G protein-coupled receptor signaling pathway
Cellular component (GO): recycling endosome; membrane
Molecular function (GO): G protein-coupled receptor activity
Source: RefSeq, a predicted model, not a curated record